This is a messenger RNA of Nerophis lumbriciformis (worm pipefish), 885 nucleotides long. Lineage: Eukaryota; Metazoa; Chordata; Actinopteri; Syngnathiformes; Syngnathidae. The record is from RefSeq and is a predicted model, not a curated record.
AUGAGGUGGAAAGACCUAAGAAAAAGUAGGAAUGUCGAAGAUCGCCGUGCCCAAGGUGGCCGCGGUGGCGGCAUCGCGCUCGGUGGAGGCUUAGGGACCAUGAUAUUACUAUUGGUGCUCUCCUUUAUUUUUAAAACUGACCUCACACAAUUGGUCAGUGGAGGCGGUGGGCUGCAACAACAAACGCCGAAUGUUCCCACAGAGAGAAGUAAUGAGUAUCACGAAUUCACCCAAUUCAUCAAAGGCUCUACGGAAGACAUCUGGACGGAGAUUUUCUCUACGCAACUUCAACGUCGUUACGAACCCGCACAGCUCAUUAGCUACUCGGGCUCCACUCCGAUGAAAGUUGGCGGCGUGGCCAAUGCUGCGAUGGGGCCUUUUUAUGUGCCGUCAGAAAAGACAGCGUAUAUCGACACCUCGUUUUUUGAUCAGAUGAGCGGGCAGCUCAAGGCGGGCGGUGAUUUUGCCUACGCUUAUGUCAUCGCGCACGAAAUAGGACACCAUGUCCAGAAUCUCCUCGGUCUCACCGACCAAGUGCAUCAACAAAAAGGCCGAGUAUCCGAACGAGAAUAUAACCGGUCCUCGGUAAGAUUAGAACUCAUGGCAGACUGCUUGGCUGGAAUCUGGGCUCGUCAUGCCAAUGAAAAAAACAUCAAAGAAAAAGGUCGGCCCUUGAUGCAAGAUGGCGACAUUGAAGAAGCCAUGCGGGCGGCGAAGGCGAUUGGCGAUGACACCUUGCAAAAAAAAUCACAAGGACGCGUGGUGCCUGACUCCUUCACCCAUGGCACCUCAGAACAACGGUUUCGCUGGUUCAUGAGAGGCUGGGAAUCGGGAAAUAUUAAAGAUUCUUUUGAGGCCUUUAAUGUCCCUUAUGAAAGGCUCUAA